GUGGCUGAGAGGAGGAGAGAGAGACAGAGAGAGAGCGGGCAGAGUAUAUGGGGAGUGGAGCUACUCUGGUGGAGGGUGUCCGUCGCUGGUUUCAACGUCGCUCGUCUUCUUCUUCUUCCACUUCCACUUCCGCAACUAUUAUUAAUACUUCUAAUCCAAAUAAUAAUCAUAACUACACCGACAACAAUAAAAUUAAUAAACUGGGCAAUGAUCACAAUGGUGCCCACGUCUCCGAUUUAAGCGCCCAACCGUCCGAUUCUCAUCAGCCGGAACAAAAACGAGGCCGGGAGAACCAGCACCAUCUGCAGUUUGAGGUUGAGGACGACUUUGACAUUUCAGGAUUGAAGGUCAUCAGAGUUCCUACAAGGGCCGACUUCAGAGCUGCUCACCCCAUGGAUUCACAGAAGAAGGGCAAUCUAGAAACAGAAUUCUUCACCGAGUAUGGAGAGGGAAGUCGAUACCAGGUUCAGGAAGUCAUUGGGAAAGGAAGUUAUGGCGUCGUGGGUUCUGCAAUUGACACGCACACUGGAGAAAAGGUUGCAAUCAAGAAAAUUAAUGAUGUUUUCGAGCAUGUUUCGGAUGCUACAAGGAUCCUGAGAGAAAUUAAGCUCCUUCGCUUGCUUCGUCAUCCUGAUAUUGUUGAAAUAAAGCACAUUAUGCUUCCUCCUUCACGACGAGAGUUCAGAGAUAUUUAUGUUGUUUUUGAGUUGAUGGAAUCUGACCUUCACCAAGUUAUUAAGGCAAAUGAUGAUCUUACUCCUGAACAUUAUCAAUUUUUCUUGUACCAGCUUCUCCGUGGCCUAAAGUAUACUCAUACAGCAAAUGUAUUUCAUCGAGAUUUAAAGCCAAAAAACAUUCUUGCUAAUGCUGACUGCAAAUUAAAGAUAUGUGACUUUGGCCUUGCUCGUGUAUCUUUCAAUGAUGCCCCGUCUGCUAUUUUUUGGACAGAUUAUGUUGCAACUCGAUGGUACCGUGCUCCUGAGCUGUGCGGUUCAUUUUUCUCAAAGUACACUCCUGCAAUUGAUAUUUGGAGCAUAGGAUGCAUAUUUGCGGAAAUACUCACUGGCAAACCGCUGUUUCCUGGUAAAAAUGUGGUGCACCAAUUGGAUCUCAUGACCGAUUUGCUUGGCACGCCUUCUGCAGAAUCUAUUGCAAGGAUUCGGAAUGAAAAGGCAAGAAGGUACCUGAGUAGCAUGCGGAAAAAACAACCAGUUCCUUUCACACAUAAGUUCCCUGGUGUUGAUCCCUUGGCUCUUCGCUUACUGGAGCAGCUCCUUGCCUUUGAUCCAAAGGAUCGUCUGACAGCUGAAGAGGCAUUAGCUGAUCCUUACUUUCAUGGUUUGGCAAAUGUUGACCGUGAGCCGUCCACCCAACCCAUUUCAAAACUUGAGUUUGAGUUUGAACGAAGGAAGUUGACAAAAGAUGAUGUUAGAGAGUUAAUCUAUAGGGAGAUUUUGGAGUAUCAUCCACAGAUGCUGCAGGAGUAUCUCCGAGGUGGAGAUCAGACCAGCUUUAUGUAUCCUAGUGGGGUUGAUCGAUUUAAGCGGCAGUUUGCACAUUUCGAGGAGAACUAUGGUAAAGGUGAAAGGGGUACCCCUCCACUGCAAAGGCAACAUGCUUCCUUGCCCAGAGAGCGGGUUUGUGGACCCAAGGUUGAGAAUGCUGGCCACGACAAUGAUUUGGAAAGGACUGCUGCUUCUGUUGCCUCAACUCUUGAGAGUCCUCCAGGGCCGGAGCAACCUGAUGGCACCGUAAAUGCUGAUGGACAGAAUGGACCUAGCAAGACAGUCUACACACCAGUAACCAGUCGUAGCCUAUUGAAGAGUGCUAGCAUUAGUGCUUCCAAGUGUAUAGGUGUAAAACCGAAAGAAGAUUCAGAGGAGGGAGCAAUUGCGGAGAUCAACGACGAGUCAGUUGAUGGUUUGACCCAAAAGGUUCAAGCUCUUCGCGCCUGAGCUUCUUCAUCGAUCUGUGUUAGAAAAAAAAAAAAACAGGUGCAACCUUGUGGUCCGCCUCCUUUCCCCGUAUUUAGUAGAAAGGGUGCUCUGUAACAAUCAACAUUCGAAACCGAAUACAUAUAUGUUAUUUUCAGUUAGAAGCUAACACCAUUUAGGAGGACUCGUCGAUUUAUUUUUCCUUCGUUGUGUAAGCACAACACAUAGGAAAUUGCUCUGCUGUAAGUCCGGGGCGGUUCUGAGAGUCUAGGGGCCUGUGCGGAAUUUAAAAUGAGGCCGUUUCACGGACAAGACUUUUUUUUAUAUUAUUAUUAUUACUUAUUUUAUUUUAUGUAUUUUUCCCGUUGUUUAAUGAUUGUGUGAUAUGUAAUAGAAACAAAAUUGAUGGAAAUAUAGCGUAUGUUAUUAUUA
This is a messenger RNA of Pyrus x bretschneideri (Chinese white pear), 2366 nucleotides long. Its product is annotated as mitogen-activated protein kinase 9. Gene Ontology annotation, molecular function: MAP kinase activity; ATP binding. Gene Ontology annotation, biological process: protein phosphorylation; intracellular signal transduction. The transcript has 11 exons. NCBI's taxonomy places the organism in Eukaryota, Viridiplantae, Streptophyta, Magnoliopsida, Rosales, Rosaceae. The record is from RefSeq and is a predicted model, not a curated record. Gene Ontology annotation, cellular component: cytoplasm; nucleus. The coding region runs from base 48 to 1955 and encodes 635 amino acids.